GGACUCAAUUGACAACAAAAAGGGCUUAUAUUUGAAGAUUUGUAUCAAUUGUUGUGAUAAUCAUGUCUUCGGCGACACUCAACGAGUAUAUCAAUAACACAAAGUCAGUGGUGACCGCAGACGGCCGACAGAUUGUGAUCGACGAUUUGGUGGACUUAUACCGAGAGUUCGCCAAAACUCCGGUUCCCAUCGCCGGACAUCUCUACCGAUGCGGUCAUAAUAAGAGACGAAUGUCUUUACGAACGGAUUGGAGGGUUCGGGAUAUGGAUCGUCCGGAAGCGACCAAACAUGCCGUCCAUCACACCAUCAAACUGUCCAAAGACUGCACUCGAGUUAAACACAUCCAACCCGUCGGACAACCCGUGGAUGUGACCAAUGAAUUGGCGGCCACUGCCAGAGCACCGGUAUCUCAAUACAUGGCUGUCGUGCGCAAGGGUUCCAAAGACCCGGAGUCACCUUUUAGCUUUGUUACCGAGCUUCAUACCCUAGUCUGCAGCUUUCAGCGGUCAAUAGACACGGAUUCAGUGGACGAACACUCGGCUCUUGUAUUGGACGACACGUUCGGACGACUCUUGUGGUCAGCGAAUGGCAAACAACUCCUAUAUGUCGCUGAAUAUAAGGCACCGAAAGCUCAGUCUUAUUACAAGAGAGUCAACAAAAAGACCGAUAAACCGGACAAAGAGCCGGACACUAGGGGUCAGGAGUUUGUGCACAGAGAUGACUGGGGUCAUUUUUUAGAGGGAAUCAGUCAUACAGUGAUCUGUAUUCUUGAUGUCAGCAAAGACUUCAAGAUCCGCACCAUUGAGAUGACGCCGAUAAACGCAAACCCUGACCUGACAGGCUAUGCGGUCUUAAGACACAAAUGUUUGGAUUUGCGAUCCGAAGACUCUGUGCCACAACUGGUCUGUGGGUCCGAGAGGACAGCCAUUCGUAGUCCCCGUCCACUGCCCGACGGAACGGGUUUUGUGUAUUUGGAGUGCGAAGUGGGCGGACCUCACUAUAAGGCCAGUCGUGAUUACGCUAUGUGGAAACUCAGCUUCAGAUUUAUACCCUUGCAGACGCGAGAAAUAUUACGGCUCUAUUUGAUUGAUCUCAAGACUCGACACUUGAUUCCCAUUGAUUUCCCCUUACCUUCCGUCCAACUCCUGGACUUCAGAGACAAUCUCGUGAUAGCCGUCGGCUCCGCCAUUAAUGUUAAGCCCAAUGUGUUUGUCGGUCGACUCGACGAUAACAUACCGGAGCCGUCGAUAGAGUGGUUGCAAAUUGAGACCAAUUCUAAUGAUUCACUGAAAGACAUAAGUGUUGAGAAGAUAACCUAA
Molecule: messenger RNA, 1319 nt
Organism: Oppiella nova
Lineage: Eukaryota; Metazoa; Arthropoda; Arachnida; Sarcoptiformes; Oppiidae
Source: the annotation of a GenBank genome assembly